Molecule: messenger RNA, 1587 nt
Organism: Salvelinus sp. IW2-2015
Lineage: Eukaryota; Metazoa; Chordata; Actinopteri; Salmoniformes; Salmonidae
Source: RefSeq, a predicted model, not a curated record
UUCCGUUCCACUAUCCGGUGGCGGAGACAUCCAGGGGAGAUGGCGGCCAGAGGUAGUUUUCAAUCGGCUCCAACGGGAGGUGGUGGCGGGGGAAUGGGACCCGGACCCCAGGUGCAAGGUGGAGGACCAGGCAUGGGACCUGGAACUCCUGGUGGAAGGAUGGGACUCUCAUCGGGCGCACAGAACCACCUUUACCGAUCUCCGAUGCCUGGGCCUGGAUACCCGAGACCAGGUGGGAUGCCCCCAUCCAGCCGUAUGACCCCUCAGGGCCCGCCCAUGGGGCCUCCAGGCUACGGCUCCAGCCCCGUGUCCCGACCAGGGAUGCCUGGCGUCAUGGAUCCCUCCCGUAAGAGGCCUGCUCCCCAGCAGGUCCAACAGGUCCAGCAACAGCGCAACCAACAUACCAAGAAGAAGAAAAUGGCGGAUAAGAUUUUACCUCAGAGGAUCCGGGAGCUGGUGCCAGAGUCUCAGGCCUACAUGGACCUGCUGGCGUUUGAGAGGAAGCUGGAUCAGACCAUCAUGAGGAAACGUCUGGACAUCCAGGAGGCACUCAAGAGACCCAUCAAGCAAAAGCGAAAGCUUCGUAUCUUCAUAUCCAACACCUUCAACCCUGCCAAGCCCGACGCAGAAGACGGAGAGGGCACUGUUGCAUCAUGGGAGCUGCGUGUCGAAGGGCGCCUUCUUGAAGAUACUGCUGUGUCCAAAUAUGAAGCCACCAAGCAGAAGAGAAAGUUCUCUUCCUUCUUCAAGUCUCUGGUCAUCGAGUUGGACAAGGACCUCUAUGGGCCUGACAAUCACUUGGUCGAGUGGCACAGGACUGCGACCACUCAGGAGACAGACGGGUUCCAGGUGAAGAGGCCAGGGGAUGUGGGCGUACGCUGCACUGUCCUGCUCAUGCUGGACUACCAGCCCCCUCAGUUCAAGCUGGACAACUCCCUGGCCCGUAUGUUGGGGAUCCACACCAGCCAGGCGGUCAUCAUCCAGGCCCUCUGGCAGUAUGUUAACCACAAGCUGCAGGACCCACUCACAGAGAGAGAGUUCACUUCAACUGUGAACAAGUACCUGCAGCAGAUCCAUGAGACCAUAGAGACGAUCAACCAGCUGAAGACCCAGAGAGAGUUCAUGUUGAGCUUCGCCAGAGAUCCCCAGGGCUUCAUCAACGACUGGCUGCAGUCACAGUGCCGGGACCUCAAGGUUGUUGGUGCCGGUGUGAAUAAUAAUGUGGCCUGGUGUGCCAAAGUCAGGCUGGGACAGGAUGUGGAGUGCAUCCUGCGUUUUGGGCACCAUAUUUUGGACAUCUUGUGGCGCUUUGUGGUAAGGCUCCUCUUCCUCGACGGUGGCUCCUUACCGUCCUCAAAGAAGCGCUGUGGUAAGGGUCUCUCAUCCUCACGGUUGGCCUUUACCUUCCUUCAGCGCUGUGGUAAGCUCUCUCUCAGCUCCUCGGGACCAGAGUUCUUCAGCCUGGGUCCUGCACCGACAAUUGAGGAGUUGGAGAAGGAGAUGUUGAAUGGUCAGAAGCUCCAGGGUCCAGCCACUGCAGCUGAAGUCAACCACAUUCUGAAGAAGAAGGGCCUGGUGGACAAGUGA